Cyclocybe aegerita is the source of this 1575-nucleotide messenger RNA. Lineage: Eukaryota; Fungi; Basidiomycota; Agaricomycetes; Agaricales; Hemipholiotaceae. The record is from the annotation of a GenBank genome assembly.
UGUCAACCAACCAAGCACAAUCCUCCAACGAGCAGAAAUGGGGACGAGGGCUAAUUUGCGGCGGUACAGACUGGCUCAAACUUGGCCGCAAAGAACGCGGAGGGGCGGCGAAAGCUGAGAAUGGGGCACCACAGAACCCCGACCUCUUUGAACCACACCUGCUUCGGUCACUCUUAAACGUCAAAUCUGUCUCUGUUCAUACUUCGUGCAGCGGGUGCCAUUUCGUAGUUCUCGACAUAGAGGGGAAUGCAUGGUUGUUUGGACGCAACGGGUUCUCUACUCUCGGAGUCCCCAAAGUCGAGUACGUCUCGGAGAACGCGCCACGGAUGCUGAAUCCUGCAGAAUUAGGUGCUCCGAAAGGCACGAAGUUCGUCCAUGCGGCAUGCGGUCGAAACCACACGCUAUUAGUUGGAAGCGAUGGUUCCCUCUGGGCGGCAGGCCAGAAUAACCUGGGACAGGGUGGUCACCCUACGUGCCCUGAAGUUUCUACCUUCCAAGCUGUGUGUUACAUUCUCUGUUGUGUUGACAGAUACUGGCAAAGGUACAAUCCUCUAACCGCGGCGGAGAAAGGCCAGCUUGGAAACGGCACGACUGGCGAGCGCAUUACGACUGGAAACAAGACGUCGUACGACAUUGAGACCACGCCAGGUUAUGUCAAGGAGCUAGACGGCAAGAAGAUCGUUCAAAUAGCCUCCGGCCAGCAGCACAGUUUAGCCCUUGAUGACACUGGGCUUGUUUACGUCUGGGGGUACAAUGGCUAUUGUCGUUUAGGGCUAGGCAACCAAGUCGACGCCUUGAAGCCGAAAGUUGUGCCGCAGGUCGCUGGUCCAAACGAGGCCACGAUGGCAGCUGGAAUUGCGGCUGGCCCCAGUAACAGCGUCGUCAUUGAUAAACAAGGCAUGUAUUGGAUGGCUGGUAAAGGGAAGAACAGCGGCGAAGGUUCCUCUGGUUCUCCGUAUUCAUCGUUCCGAUAUAUGCAAGACAUCAUGGGUUGCAAGAUACUUCUAGCUCGGUCAGGAGGUGUUACACACUGGCUCGUAACCCCUGAUGACGAUGGCUCUCCGAUGACAGUCGGCUGGGGUCAAAACGCAAUCAAUGGCGAGCUCGGGUUAGGUCCUGACGAACCCAAGAGUGCGACCAAGCCAACUCGUAACAUCCCUCUAGUUGGCAUCGAUGUUUUCGAGAUCGCUGCUGGACAGAACACCACUGUAUUCCUUGCAAAGCCCACAGAAAAGUUUUCCGAUAUGCCCAGGCACCCAGAGGAAGUCGACGCUCCAGCUUACUGCGUCAAAUGCAACAAGGACAACGGAGAGGACGAUUCUCCCCUCGAAUGUGACAAAGGUGAUGCACCGUGGCACCUCAAAUGCUUGAAUCCUCCCCUUAACGCGGUGCCGGCCGGCGAGUGGUUCUGUCCUGACUGCGAGGAUGAUCCUGGUGCGCCUGUAGGUGCUUGGGCCGUAAAGAAAACCAAGUCGAAGGCGAAGAAACGGUCAGCGAGUCCGGCUCCGAUAGACGAAAGCGAGACUGGCCAAAGGAAAGCUGGUGCACCGGCCCCUAAGAAGAAGAAACAAUAGG